This is a messenger RNA of Rotaria sp. Silwood1, 330 nucleotides long. NCBI's taxonomy places the organism in Eukaryota, Metazoa, Rotifera, Eurotatoria, Philodinida, Philodinidae. The record is from the annotation of a GenBank genome assembly.
AUGGAAAAUGUGUCUAAUAUUCAAAUACAUCUACAAAAUUGUAGUUUUUGUCAAUGUAAUCGAGAAUGGUCUGGUCGAUAUUGCACUAUUGAAAAUACUUGUAUGUGUUCAUCUGAUUCAAUAUGUAUUGAUGUCUCAGCUUACAAUCGAUCUGUAUGUGUUUGUCCUAUUGAUAAAUUUGGUGAUCGAUGUCUUCUUAUCGAUACAAUAUGUGAAAUGGAUAAGAAUUUAACAUGUCAACAUGAUGAACAAUGUAUUCCUUCUGAUGAAUAUAUGAUAUCGAAUCAAAAAUUUGUAUGUAUUUGUCCAAAAGGCUAUAUUGGUGAUUGA